Messenger RNA from Colias croceus (clouded yellow), 2833 nucleotides. Its product is annotated as alpha-1,3-mannosyl-glycoprotein 4-beta-N-acetylglucosaminyltransferase A-like. The transcript has 12 exons. Bases 242 to 1912 code for a protein of 556 amino acids. Gene Ontology annotation, cellular component: endoplasmic reticulum; Golgi stack; endoplasmic reticulum-Golgi intermediate compartment. Gene Ontology annotation, molecular function: acetylglucosaminyltransferase activity. NCBI's taxonomy places the organism in Eukaryota, Metazoa, Arthropoda, Insecta, Lepidoptera, Pieridae. The record is from RefSeq and is a predicted model, not a curated record. Gene Ontology annotation, biological process: protein N-linked glycosylation.
ACUAGCGCCAGCGGCAUCGCUAUUCGCUAUACCUAGCGUUAAUAUUUUGAUGUGCAAAAGAGUGUUUAUUCAAUUAAUACGAUCGAAAAUAAUUCAUUAAUUUAAUAUUAUUCUUUUCAGUGAUGUAAAUUACAGUCCGUAAAGGAGCACAUAAUAGUUAUAAAUAGAAUAAUAAUUAGAAAAUAUAUGUGCAAUGUUGUUGUUUUUAACGAAAUGUGAUUUGUGAACGGAUUCAGUUACGAUGUGGACGGGGAGAGGUGGACGGGCGAUGCGCGGCUGUGCGCACUCGCUCCGCAAGCGAGCGGUGGCGUGUCUGCUGCUGCUCUUUGCGGGGUCGCUGUGCACGGUCGGCAUCAUUAGCUCCGGCUACUCCCGGCUUCCUCGUGAAUAUCAGAUGGAAUCUCAAAUAGCGGAAAUGCAGGCGCACCUUAAAUUCUUGGAAUCUUUGUAUAGGGCCCGACAGGAGGAUAUUAUGACGCUCCAGCACAAGGCCGUCACGUCCAAUAAUUCUCAAACAGCUUUGAAUGACCCGAAAAGUGCCACUUUGGCCCCGGAAGUGUCUGCCCGUCUAAAGAACUUGACCGACUCCUUGGCGGCUAGGGGUGUCAACACGCAGGAGUUGGCGCUCAUGAAGACGGCGUUCGUAUACCAGCUGCUGCCGCAUCUGAUGAAGGACCCUAACAGCUUGAAGCCCGCGUUCCAUAUGCGGGCGGGAGAUCGGCCGUUGGCGCGCUUCGUGAUCGGCAUACCAACUGUGCGGCGUGAUAUGGAGGCCUAUAUCAUGGACACUCUGAAGACCCUCGUCGAGGGAUUGACGGAGGAAGACCGAAAGGAUACGAUUAUCAUCAUCUACAUCGGUGAAACGGACAUGAUGUACGUCAUCGACCUCGCCAAGCAGAUCGAGGCGAAGUACUCCCGUCACGUUAAGAGCGGUAUGAUCGAGGUGCUAUCACCUUCCCCGACGUACUACCCAAACUUCGACUCUGUGCCUCUGACCCUGGGGGACUCCGCUAAGCGUGUCAAGUGGCGCACCAAGCAGAAUCUGGACGCCUUGUAUCUGAUGGCUUACGGGCAGACCAAGGGCACAUACUAUCUGAUGAUUGAGGACGACGUGAUGGCUAAGAAGAAGUAUUUGCAGGAGAUAAAGCACUACACGGCGUCCAUCUCUCUGGCCAAUCCGAACUGGUUUUUCGUGGAGUUCUGCAAUGUAGGCGGCAUCGGCAAGCUGUUCAAGUCCUCGGACCUGAUCCACUUCAUCACCUACGUCCAGCUGUUCUACUACAACAUGCCCAUCGAUUGGCUGCUUGAGAGCUACCUGGCUGACCGCGUCUGCACCAUUGAUAAGACCUCGGCUGCUUGUGGCAAGAGCAAGAUGCAGAUCCGCCCUAAGUACAAGAGCAACCUCUUCGAACACAUUGGCAUGUACUCGUCGCUCAAGGGAAAGAUCCAGAAGGUGAAGGAUGGCAAAUACGGUAAUCAGCCCAAUCACUAUGCGCAUAACAAUCCUCCCCUCGAGCGGAUCUAUACCGACAUCGAAGCUCACGCGGAUCAUUCCUUGGAGAGGGCUUACUACGGCGAAACUUACUUCUGGGGCAUUACGCCGAAAAAGGGAAACGUAGCCGAAUUCUGGUUCGAUAGACCCUUCGAUCUUGGCAGAUAUACAUUCCGAAGUGGCAAUGUCCAUCACAUGAACGACAAAUUCAAGGAUACGGUCGUGGAAAUAUUGCCUGAGAAUGGCAGGAAUUUCAUCACAAUAGACCAGUUCGAUGAGUUUGGUCUUGCUGAUGGUCUUUUAAAGCGGGAUAUUGGACCGAUUGAAGCUAUUCGUCUCCGCGUCGAUAAAUCAAGCUCUCAUUGGGUCAUUCUCAGCGAGAUCGACCUGAAGUCGUUCGACCGAAUGGUGGAGGAAUGACGCCAGGCCCACGAGCGCAGUUCCCGGAUCCCGAUACAUCCCUUUGGAUCCUUCACCAAAUACAACAAUAACAAGAUUCUGAACGGACGUUAGAUCUCUGAGAAGCUAGUAACAAUGGUCUGGCAUUUUUAAGUAUGGAGACUUUUGGGGUUUCUAUUGGGGUUUUUUUUGGUUACGAUUUUUGGCAGAAGACUUUGGAAAAUUUUAAGGGUGUAAUUUUUUUUUUGUCAAAAUUUAUCAAAAUUUUGGGGUGUUGGUUUUUAGUUCUGGAUGCCGGUUUUGGCAGCAGACUUUGGCAAAUUUUAAGAUGGUAAUUUUUGUGUUUUUGGCAAAAAUUUUCAAAAUUUUGGGAUGUUGAUUUUUAGCUUGGGGUUUUGAAAAUUACCUUAAAGUGUCCUAUUUUAACAUUGAACGAGAAAGUAGUCGGAGUGACGUAUCGCAAAUAGCGGAAAUCCGUUAUGCUGUUGGUAAAGGAAUGGUUAAAUUGGUACUAUUUCCUCGUUCAACUGUUAAGAAAUUAUUAAAAACGCCAGACAUGAUUCUGUCUCUUUGUUUUUGACGAAAAUUGUUAGAUUUCAGUUGUGCUACAUUUUUUUUAUUUCUUUCUCAUUUAUUAUAUUUGAAAAAAUUUCGUGCAUUAUCUUUCAGCUGGUUUGAAUUCGUAUUAAAAUUUAUUUGAAAACGUAUUUUUUUAAUUAUUAAAAAAUGUAGCUCUUUACAAAGAAUCAAUAUUGUUACUAGAAUUUCGAUAAAAACGACUCCUGCGAAGCGGCAACCACGACACGGAAAUAUUGUUUAUUUUUUUAUUUGUUUCAUGAAGGUCCAUCAAUUUUGAGUUUCUAUAGAAAUUUGUAAUAACAUACUAGCACAAUCUAUAGAAAAAUAAGGAAAAAUAGCAUCCUUUCAGAUGGAAUUAAGAUC